Molecule: messenger RNA, 861 nt
Organism: Coffea eugenioides
Lineage: Eukaryota; Viridiplantae; Streptophyta; Magnoliopsida; Gentianales; Rubiaceae
Exons: 4
Coding region: 1-861 (286 amino acids)
Source: RefSeq, a predicted model, not a curated record
AUGGGUUCGUCUUGUUUUCGGUUUCUUAAUAUUUGGCGGCGUCACCCCCAGUUCCGGGAGAUAGUGUCGGAAGCGUGGAGUAAAGAGGUCUAUGACAUGGGGAUGGUUAGAUUUUACAACAAGCUCAAAACAGUGCAGGACAAAUUGAAGCAAUGGAACCGUGAGGUGUUUGGCAAUGUUUCUUCUAAGGUGGCAGAGGCUGAGCAGGAGUUGAAACAAAGGGAAUCGGAGUAUGAUUUGAUUAGGGAUGAAGAGUCUAAGAUUCAUCUUCAUGAGGCCAGAGCGAGAUAUAAUCAGGUGCAAGCCCCUUCUGAGCUUCCUUUUGAAGUUCCUAGAGUUACUCAGGCUGAUAACGAGCUGAUGAAAUGGCUUCCUAUGAUGGAGGAAAUCCACAAGGUAGUGUUUGGAAUGGACAUACAAAGUGCACCAGGUAUGGAGCAACCCAAGAACUGGUCCCACACUCUGUUGGUGCUCAUCGCGAAAGUGGAGGGUGCAUCCCACUGGAGGGAGUUUCGGCCCAUUAGCCUUUGGAAUGAGUUGGUUUUAGACUUGGAUAGGAGGUUGAUUGAUCCAAACUUGAUCUUGAAACUGGACAUGGAGAAGGCAUACGAUCGGGUCAACUGGUCGUUCUUACUUUUUAUGCUUAGGCAAUAUGGUUUUGAAGAGGCUAUAAUGGAUUUGCUCUUUCGAACGUUCUCUAAUUCUUGGUUCUCAGUCUUAAUUAAUGGGGAGCCAACAGGUUUCGUGAAAUCCUAUCAGGGGGUGCGGCAGAGGGACCCCCUUUCUCCCGCGCUCUUCCUAUUCGUGGUAGAAUUUCUACGAAGGGGAUUGCAAAGGAUAUUUGAUUCCAAGGAUAGUUGA